Podarcis raffonei (Aeolian wall lizard) is the source of this 1919-nucleotide messenger RNA. It is a transcript of the gene FAM3A, whose product is annotated as FAM3 metabolism regulating signaling molecule A. The coding region runs from base 299 to 1102 and encodes 267 amino acids. The record is from RefSeq and is a predicted model, not a curated record. Lineage: Eukaryota; Metazoa; Chordata; Lepidosauria; Squamata; Lacertidae. The transcript is spliced from 11 exons.
GGAGCCGCUGCCGCCGCCGCCGCCGCCGAGCUCCAGUAGCAGGAAGAUCCUGCUGGAGGCCGGAUCCGGGGGAGGCGGCGCAGGAGCGGCGGGAUUCGGAGGCCUCUCGGAGGCGCUUUUCCAGGCCGGCGCCUCAGGGCGAGGAUCGAGGGGCGCCAUGAGGAGGAGAUCGCUGGGCGGGGGAGUUGAUUUGAAGGGUGCAUGUGACUAACCCAUCUCAGAAUCCCUCACCUGCCCUGGCACUUCAGGAGCCUAGUAGCAUUGGAUUGUCGCUGGUUCCGGACACCCUCAAGGGGCCAUGAGACUAGCAGGUCCCCUUCGUGUUGUUGUGAUCGUCUUGACAGCAGGACUGACCUGGAUCCUUGUCAGCGUCUUGUUGGGUACCCAGAGUGGCUUCUCUCGCCUGCAGCAGUUCCUCAGGAGUCCUGAGAAUCCUCCUACAUCAGAAAAUACUGGUUUACCUCAAUGUCCUCGGGUUAUUCGCCAAGAAUUGGCCAGCAUGCUUGAUGAGAUCAGAGUGGUCACGGCAGAGAAAGCAGGCAGCAACAGUAGACACCGCAAACCUAGGCCUAAGAAGUACAAGUGUGGCCUUCCUCGAGCCUGCCCAGACAACUCGUUCGCCUUCCGGAUCAUGAGUGGUGCAGCUAAUGUCAUUGGGCCCAAGAUCUGCCUUGAGGAUAAAAUGCUAAUGAGCAGCGUGAAGAACAAUGUAGGCCGGGGCCUGAACGUUGCACUGGUGAAUGGAGUGAAUGGAGAACUGAUUGAUGCGAAGUUCUUUGACAUGUGGGCAGGAGAUGUGAACGAGUUGUUAAAAUUUAUCCGGCCGCUGCACGAGGGGACGCUGGUGUUUGUGGCCUCAUACGAUGAUCCUGCGACAAAGAUGAAUGAGGAGACCCGUAAAAUCUUCUCAGAACUGGGCAGCAAGGUUGCCAAAGACCUAGCUUUUCGAGAUAGCUGGGUUUUUGUAGGAGCCAAAGGGGUGCAGAACAAAAGUCCUUUUGAACAGCACGUCAAGAACAAAAAGAGCUCCAACAAGUAUGAGGGCUGGCCUGAAGCACUUGAGAUGGAGGGCUGCAUUCCACAGCGAACUGCUGAGGUCUAGUGAGGACCUGUUUCCUUGAAGCCUGCGGUGUCUUUUUGUGGUGGGGGAAAGGUCCUUGCUUGUCCACCUGUUAUUGUCUUCCCAUAUGGUGGCAGCUAUCCAUUCUCCUCUCCAGCAGCCUCUGCCUCAACUAGGCAAUCAAGUUUUCCUUUCCAAAAGGCAUGUCUGGCCCAAACCCUGGGAAAGGAAGUGAGGUAUAUGUGAGGCCACCCCCCCAACUCUCCCCUAGUGCCUUAUUUUUCUCUUGGCUGGAAGAACUCAUCCUACUUCCCCUUUCCCUGUUGCUCUGAAUGUGAUGAGCAGAUUGGUGCCCUCUGCUCAGAGGAAGCAAGUGUAUUUAUGUGACAGUCUUUCUUUUUCCACAGUGAUCUGCUCACAUGGUGGGGAACCUGUGGCCCUUUGGAUGUUGCUGGACUCCAGCUCCCAUCAGCCCCAGUCAGCCCUGCCAGUGGUUAUGGGGUGAUGGGAGUUGUAGUCCCAACUACGUUGGGAGGCCCACAGGUUCUUCAUUCCUGCAUUAAAGGGGCCACUACUUUUCUAUAAUAGUUUAUGUGGUUUAUGUUAGUUCUUCCACUACUACAGACACUAAUAUAUUGGAGGAAGGAGAUUAAGGACAAUCCUUUUUUUGGUUUUGGUGAAUCUCUUGAAAAAUGUCAAGUUGCUGUUUCCUGAAAGACAAUGUUGGUACUUAAACUGUGAUGGGAAUUGGAGAUGGAUCACUGUUCAUACAUUGUUGUGGAAAGGAAUCAAAGCUGAGUUUCUUUUUUUCAGAACACUUGUUGAUAAACGGUAUCUCCAAUAAACAAUGUGCACAGCA